Molecule: messenger RNA, 3146 nt
Organism: Scophthalmus maximus (turbot)
Lineage: Eukaryota; Metazoa; Chordata; Actinopteri; Pleuronectiformes; Scophthalmidae
Gene: slc29a3
Product: solute carrier family 29 member 3
Exons: 7
Coding region: 371-1798 (475 amino acids)
Biological process (GO): nucleoside transmembrane transport
Cellular component (GO): Golgi apparatus; plasma membrane
Molecular function (GO): nucleoside transmembrane transporter activity
Source: RefSeq, a predicted model, not a curated record
UGACAGGCACGCACCGGACGUGUCAUUGUUGUUGCUGCAGGUGGCGAAUAGGCAGAAAACUAAUGUCAGCUGACUAGAAAGAAAAAUGUUUGUGGUGAAAUGGCCCUCGGCGUCAGUGUAAGGACAGAAGCUUCAGGCGGGUCGUGUCCAACAGUCUGCAUCAGAGGAGCCGGACGUCUGCACUGACCUCGGAUAGAGCACGGACAUCUUUCCAGACUAUGGCUUCAAAACAGACGCAGUCUGUUUUUUCCUCUCUGGACAAGCACAAGUGAACGUUUCUGUUCAACACCUCCCGUCUUGGUGUUCAUUGUACUACCUCUACCCUCCCUGUUUUCUCUCAUCUCAACUGUGCUGUUUCGUGUCGGUGAAAAUGGACGCCGACGAGCCCGUGCAGCCCAGCCUCAACUCUUCCUAUGUUCCGACCGCUCUUGGGAACCACAACGUAUCUGAGGACGAGGAGGACGCGGACCACAGUCCCACUGCGUCCCUCUUGCCCAAACACUUGUCGGUGCCUCUGGCUGUGCGCUACAGUCCAGAGGACUCCUACUGUUUGGUGUACCUAAUCUUCUUUCUGAUGGGCAUUGGCUCCCUGCUGCCCUGGAACUUCUUCAUAACAGCCAAACACUACUGGCUCUACAAACUGAGUAACAACACUCAUUCCAACAGCAACGAGGAUCAACGUUCAUAUCUCAGUGAAUACUUUGAGAGUUAUCUGGUCAUCGCCUCCACGGUGCCCUCAGUGCUCUGUCUGAUACUCAACUACAUCCUGGUGAACAGGUUGUCUCCGAAUGUUCGGAUCCUGGCGUCUCUCUUUGUGAUCCUUUUGGUGUUCCUGUUGACCACGGUGCUGGUGAAAGUGGACGUGUCCGACUGCAGGGUGGAGUUCUUCAUCGGAACACUGGCCAGUGUGGCUGUCGUCAGCGGAGCCUCCAACAUCUUCUCUGGCAGUGUGUUUGGCAUCAGUGGGCAUUUUCCCAUGAGGAUCUCUCAGGCCCUAAUAUCAGGCCAGGCUAUGGGAGGCACACUGAGUGCAGUAGCAUCAGUCAUGGACCUGGCACUCACAAAGGAUGUGACAGACAGCGCUCUGGCCUAUUUCCUGACAGCCGACGUCUUUAUUCUGCUCUGCAUCAUCACGUAUCUGCUGCUGCCAAAGCUGGCAUAUUCAAGACACUACAUGCUGGCCGCUACAUGCACCAAUGCAGGAGUGAUGAUCGAAGGUGAAGGCGCUGCAGGCACAGCGAGCAGACACUCCGUCCCACCGCUGCUUCCCAUCCUUAGGAAGACGUGGGUGCUCGGCCUAAGUGUCUUCUACGUCUUCUGUGUCUCCAUAAUGGUGUUCCCUGCAGUAUCCUCGGGGAUCCAGUCUGUCAACAUGGACAGCGGCAGCCCCUGGACAACCACAUACUUUGUGCCCCUCACCAGUUUCCUCCUGUACAACGUAGCAGACUUCUGCGGCAGGCAGGCCACAGCCUGGCUGCAGGUCCCAGGCCCCACCAGCCGAAGCCUGCCUGUACUGGUGCUGUGUCGCUCCGUCAUGGUCCCGCUUCUCAUGUUCUGUAACUACCAGCCCAGGGACCACCUCCACACGGUGCUAUUCGCACACGAUGCUUAUCCUGUGGUAUUUAACUGCAUGCUAGGCCUCUCUAAUGGCUACUUAGGCACUCUACCAAUGAUCUAUGGCCCAAAGGUGGUACCUCGAGAGCUGGCAGAGGCCACAGGAGUGGUCAUGUCCUUCUUCCUCACUUUCGGACUGGCUGUUGGAUCUGCCUUCUCUGUCAUUAUCGUACAACGCAUUUGAUCAGGAAGUGAGGCAAUUACCCAUUCAUGUACAGUGGUAUUGUGGAGCUGGACAGGAGUCAGUUUGCCCACUACUGAUGAAUACUUGAACCUCAAAGCAAAGUGCUCCAGUAAAGCUGGUUGUUAUGGGGGAAGAGUACUGAUAAGCUUCACAUUGUCAUUGUUGACCAAAAAGCCUUAACUCCUUCAUACCUCAAAUUAAAAUGUGUUGUUUACACUGUGGCUCAUGAUACAAGCCUUAGGAUGGAGCCCACCACGACGUGGUCUCUACAUUUUAAACAAUAUUUCAGGACGUGCACAUUUUGGAUAUAGAAUUGGCUAUGCAGAGGGUGUUUAAUGUUAUUUUAAUUCAACAUAAAUUAAUAAAUUUAAAAAAGCAAAGAAAACAUCUUACUGAGGGACACAGGUUGAUUUGUCUGCCGCCUGUAAACCUUGUAACAACCUGAUCUCACAAUGUAUAAACUGAGCAUUUCCAAUAACUUUUCGGAUUUCAGUCAUUUUCAAACGGUCACUUGAGCUGCAACUUGUAAAGGUGUGUUGUGACAUGACAUGUUUGUCAUAUAGUAUUGCAUAUCGAAAGUUAAGUAGUUAGGCAUAGUAUUGACCCUAGAUUAUUCUCUCAAUGACCUGGACAUGACUGGCUACUGAGGUUGCGCAACAGUUUCCUUGAUUGCAUAAAUGGCCAGCAUGUAAUAAAUGAGGAGUCAGCUUUUUUUAUGAGAAGCUUGGUAAGAAUACAGUUUACAGCAAAGAGGAAAAAAAUUAAACAGAAGACUGGGAUCACUUUAAUUGUUAAAAAUGUACAGAUCAACUGACAGUUGGCUUAAGGUUUGAAGCAGACAAUCAAAUUUGAGACGCUUUUUGCAGGUUAGAAACAGUCAUUUUACAAACAGUAGGAAGAGUGCAAACAAUGAUAGACUAGUCACCCUCAUAUCAGCUCCUUAAAACAAACAAAACUUUCUGUCUACAAGAUACAAAUUUGUUUCAAGGAUCAGACUACUAAAAGUAAUGCCAGUCAUUUAACACACUGAGCUGUUCAGAGAGAAGGAAUCGUAGAGACAGCUGAUGGGACUGAAGACCCAGGGGAACGCAUAAUCAGCAUUGUACAUGUGAACCACCACACCCAGAACGCAAAUAUGGGGAAAUACAACCCCAAUCUAGUCAGUGAGACAGUGACAGGCUUGAGCUGCAGGACAUUAGACGUAAUCACCCCCCCCAACAAAAUAAAGUCCAGUCCCUUUCCACCAUGACAUCAUUCAAAAUAUCAAAGUUAUGUUUCAACAUAAAUUGCAGUCAUUUAAGUCUAUUAAAAAAAAGGAAACAGGACAAAAAUAAAAUAAAACCAUAAA